Malassezia globosa CBS 7966 is the source of this 522-nucleotide messenger RNA. RefSeq lists its product as uncharacterized. Gene Ontology annotation, cellular component: nucleus. Gene Ontology annotation, molecular function: SUMO conjugating enzyme activity. The record is from RefSeq and is a predicted model, not a curated record. The transcript is spliced from 7 exons. Gene Ontology annotation, biological process: protein sumoylation. The coding region runs from base 1 to 522 and encodes 173 amino acids. Lineage: Eukaryota; Fungi; Basidiomycota; Malasseziomycetes; Malasseziales; Malasseziaceae.
AUGUCAGGCAUUUGCCGUACAAGGCUACAGGAAGAACGGAAGCAAUGGAGAAGAGAUCAUCCAUUUGGGUUCUACGCACGUCCUGAGAAAGAGGCGGACGGCUCGCUCAAUCUCCUAGUAUGGGAAGUUGGUAUUCCCGGUAAAUCCAACACUCCAUGGGAAGGUGGUGUGUACAAACUAAAAAUGUACUUUCCGGAGGAAUACCCAUCAAAGCCGCCUAAAUGUAAAUUUACACCACCCUUGUUCCAUCCAAAUGUUUUUCCUUCAGGGACUGUAUGCUUAUCGAUUCUAGGUGCGUACGCUGAUUUCCUUAUGCGUUGCUCAGAUGAGGAGAAGAGCUGGAAACCAGCAAUUACCAUCAAGCAGAUUCUUUUAGGCAUUCAGGAUCUGCUUAAUGAUCCAAAUCCUGGUGAUCCUGCACAGGCAGAUGCUUUCCACUUGUUCAAACAGGACCGUGCCGCUUACGAGCGCAAAGUUCGACAGAUUGCGCGAGAACUUCAAGCGCAAGGUCAAGUUGCGUAG